This is a messenger RNA of Bicyclus anynana (squinting bush brown), 3456 nucleotides long. It is a transcript of the gene Pbp95, whose product is annotated as snRNA-activating protein complex subunit 4. Bases 218 to 2584 code for a protein of 788 amino acids. The record is from RefSeq and is a predicted model, not a curated record. The transcript has a single exon. Lineage: Eukaryota; Metazoa; Arthropoda; Insecta; Lepidoptera; Nymphalidae.
UUACUUUUUAUAUAUGGUCUUGGCUCAAGUGCUCACAGAGUGAAUAAAUUAAAUAUUAAAUUAAUCAUGAAUAAAAAUUAAAAGUAUCUGGAUGGAUCUGGGAAUCGAAUCUACGGAGUACGGACAAGUAAUAAAUACGUGUGAGGAAAUAACUUAUCAACUGAUCUAAAUUAUUCAACUUUGUCUCUUUCAACAAGCUUACAAAUAUUUAUACAAAAUGAUUGAUUUGGACGAUAGUGUGUUCGACUCUAGUGACGAGGAAAACGACAUACACGAUUUAGAACAACUGAAUGCCGCUCUAGAUAGUCAGGAUCCGUGUUCCAAUGCCACUGGACUCGAAAGCUUGCCCGGCGGAAGCAUUUGCAGUGCUUCCUCAACUUACGGCGAGUAUUCUAAAAUCGAGACUGCUCUAGCUCUUAAUAAAAUGUGCGAGGAGAAAAUGCGAAGACUGGAAGGUAUUCUGCAUGUACGGUUGAUCGAAUGCCGAAAAAGACUGGCCCAAGUCCAAUCAACUGCAUUCUCUAAUAAUAUUUAUUACAAAGAAAAUUUUCGCUACGUACAAUGCGGCAAGCCAUACUUUAAAGACAGUUGCGGCUUCCCUGCACCUGACAACGAGGAUACUUUGCUGAUGGCCAAGUCGAACAUGUACAAUUGCUCUGGAAUUGCCUCAGUCCCUGGAUGGACCUUUAAAGAUAAGAGCUCCCUCAAUAAUAUAAUCACUAAAAUGUCUAAAGAAAUCAGAAAGAAAGAACUGACUAAGCAAAUUUCAAAUUUAACCCGUGAAAACAAAUUAUCGAAAAGUACAAAGAAUAAAAAAGCCAUUUCGGAACUCAGAAAUGAAAUUGGCAAAGUAGACAAAAUGUCUCUCAAGAAAUUAGCUCUUCCCAUAAAUGAGGAGUACGACUGGGAUUACAUAGCUUCCCAUAUGAGCGACAGACAUAGUGCACAAGAGUAUAGAUCUCUUUGGAAAUUGUUUUUGCACCCCUCUAUAAAUAAAAGUAUUUGGUCUAAAUCUGAGCACACUGCUAUACAAAGAAUUGCCUUUCAACAUCAUCUACAAGAUUGGGACGCCAUCUCUAAAGAGUUAAACUCUGGGAGAACAAACUACCAAAGUUUUGUCUACUUCCGGACAAACAUGAACAACACUGUCAUAGGAGGGAAAUGGACCAGAGAAGAAGAGGAAUACCUUAAAAGAUUAAUUGAGUAUUACAAGGAGGACAAUUACAUUCCGUGGGGUAAAGUUGCAGCGUCAAUGGAAAAUAGGACAAAGGUACAAAUUUAUAACAAGUUUUAUAGACUUUGCGAACUUAGGAAAGGCAAAUUUCUACAAGAGGAAGAUUCAGUUAUACUGUCAUGUGUACAACACUUUGGGCCAAACUUUCGAAAGGUGACAGAAUAUUUACAGGGUCGCUCAGUGACACAGUGCAGAGAUCGGUACAACACGUUGAUGCGGCACAACUUCUCAGCAGUCUGGACAGUGGAAGAAGAUAGGAAAUUAGUUCAACUAGUGUCCACCCAAGACGAGGCAACAGUUUUCUCCACAAUAACACGGUUCUUUCCUGGAAAAGAUCGGAUGAACAUUAGGACUAGAUAUUUGACUUUAGCUAAAUGGAUAAAAAGGCAUCCUAAUACCAAUAUUGCUCAUGCCCCACGACGUGGUGCAAGAAGGUUGGGUCACGGAAAAUCAACUAAAGAUUUGAGCAAAGCCAUAGAAUGCUUGAAAAAACGACUACAGUCAGAAGUGACAGAUAAAAAGAAAAGAAAGGUCACAGUAGACUCACCUGAGAAUGUCAUAGAUGAUGCUAUGGUAGCUGUCUUAACUACAGAACUCACCAUACAAAUGGCAGCAGAAAGGCAAAAUUUAUUGUUACAAGAGGAAAGGGACGACGGUAGAUGUCAGGUUGUAAUCAAAGAUUACGAGGUUACACAUUUACACAGAAUACUUCUACUAUUGAAAUCAAAAUUAAAUAAACACAAGUUUGCAAAUAGUCCCUCACGUAACACACACCAAGGCUUAUUAGAUGUUAAGUUUGAAAAGAAUUAUUCUCAAUUUAGAUCCUAUUCGAAAACGAUUGCUGUAAAAAAACUUAAAUCACAGAAGAAGCUAGACAUUUGGGGAAAUGGCACAUUAGAGAACUUGGCUUAUGUGUUACCGCCUCAGUAUGCGACAAUAAUUGGUUGUAAAAAAGUCACACUUAGUCACCAGUACCCUAAAGCACAGCAUGAGGAACCUAGGAAUAUUAAUAUUUUAGCCAAAAGAAAUCUUAUGGUCCGAAAUGAGCUUCAGCUUUUAAUAGAACGGUUUCAUACAAUUUUCCUCUGGCCAAUACUACUUUCCAGCUCAACACCAAAUGUAUAUAAGACGUACAUAACACCACCCGGAGCACAGAAUUUAAAUAGAAUUAUGAGAACAAGUGAUUAUGAGACUCGUUCUUUUACAGAUGACUAUAAUUUUGUGUUACCAAAGCCAGAUUUGAAGACUGUUAAGAGUGUAAAAAAAAAUCAAAACACUAUAGAUCUGGUAGAGUCAAAUGAUAGUCAAAAAAUUAAUAUAGAUGAAAAUUUCUUUGAAAGCAUAUCAUAGAUUUUGUAAUUUAUUUUACACAAGAAUAUUACUUAAGGAUGCAACAUCCUUGGUUUUACCAUAGAUAAAAAUCCGCUAUGAGAUAAUCAAGGCAAGAGGAGAAAUGAUAUGACAGUUUUUCAAAUUGUACAUAAAUUAGGAGUAUUCUAAUAGUAAAGCAAUUUUGUAAAAGUAACAGGAUAUCUGCGAUCUUUCGGAGCUAAAGGGUUACAUUUGCGGCACUGCCAUGGAUCCCUGAAAAACGCCAAAACAACAAAACAUACAAAAUGAUCGUUAGAUUUGUAUGGGGAUUCAAAUUUCAAACAAAAUUACAAAUAUCUUUGUUAUUUGUCUGUUCUAUAACUACAAACAUUGGUUCAAAUAUUGAAAAAUGUCACGUUUUUAUCUAAUUACGAUAGAAGAUUUAAAACAUUUUGAAAUUUUAUAUUUAUCUGAGUAUCUCAUGAAAAUCAAUAUAUUCAAUUCCCAUUCACGAUCAUAUUAUACUAUAGAUUGGUUAUGUCUCUACAAAAUCCGAAAAAAAAGUGAUCCGAAUAAUAGACUACAACACUGAGCGCACAUUUAUGUACAAUUUUGUCUUUAAUUCCAUUAUAAUUUGUUUAUGUAUAUAUAAUAGUUUUUACUCUACCUGAACAGACAACUCGACAUUGUAGACGAUAUUUAGGUAUUUGUUUAUAUAACUGUAUGUUGUUGACCACAACUAACUCAGAGAUGUGGAAAUUUCCUCUUUUGAGCACCUCAUUUUUCAUGACCUAGUAACACAUCUAACGGUAUUUAACAUCAUUGCUUGUAUCUAAAAAAUCUUUGUAUUUCUAGUUUAAUAUUAAAAUAAAAACACUCGUACAUUAUCAAUAAAGUUUGCUAUAACGCUU